Seriola dumerili (greater amberjack) is the source of this 4357-nucleotide messenger RNA. RefSeq names its product A-kinase anchoring protein 7 (gene akap7). The transcript is spliced from 11 exons. The record is from RefSeq and is a predicted model, not a curated record. NCBI's taxonomy places the organism in Eukaryota, Metazoa, Chordata, Actinopteri, Carangiformes, Carangidae. Bases 369 to 1904 code for a protein of 511 amino acids. Gene Ontology annotation, molecular function: protein kinase A regulatory subunit binding. Gene Ontology annotation, cellular component: cytosol.
UGCACUCCAAAGUAGCCCGUGUGCAUAAAUGUUAUUUUUCGUUAUUUGUAUGGACUUUUUCUGAGAAAGACUGCCACCGACGAGCUUUCUGCACCAACAGCACACAGCCAAGUUAUAAAAAUGAUAUUCCGGUUAGUUUUGCUAAUUAGCGGCAAUACUCGUUUAGAGAAAGUUAGCUAACAGUUGGCUAGCUCACCAGAUGUGCAGCAUGGCAGAGUGAUUCAUUUCAACAGGUGUUAGUUACAGGAACGGAAAGUCUCUGUUCUUUUUGCGGUUGGGUUAGCUGUUGUUAACUGUUCUGUAUGUUCAACUAGCGAGCUGUUUGUUCGUAAUUUUGUACGUUUGCUAAAGUUAGUCACACUCGUGCCAUGCUCUUCAGCCGCGUCCUGUUGAGCCUCAGGUCGACGUGUUCAGAAAGUGUUUGUUUACAGAGGAUUUUCGCUGUCAAAGAAGUAUCAGUUCGGAGGCUGCAUCACAUAUCCACCAGUCACCCCGAAAAACUCAGCUCGAUAAAUCCAUCUGCACACCUGUGCGGACUCAGGACCCUAGCACAGACCUGUCUGUACCAGCAAACAGUGUGUGAUAUGCAGCCAGCCAGUAUCUCCUAUGGCAAAGAGACCGUUGCGAUUGCCUCAGAUGAUGAUGAUGAGGGUGGUGAAGAUGUAGCUGGACAGGAGAGUAGGCUAGAAGAUGAGGAAUUGGUGAAGAUAAUAAUGACUCCAGGCCAGGUGGAUGCAGUCAGCAUGGAAAUCCAGCAAGGGGCCACUGACACUGUGUCUGCUCCUACAGGAUCAAAUGAGAAGAAGACAAAGAGGAAGAUGAGGAGGGAGAGGAAGAAGUUGAUGAAGGAAAAGCUCAAGUCAGCCGAUACUUCGAAAAAUUUAAUGUCAGAGCUCCCAUUCGCUCUGACCAGCCCCACCAAAUGGAAGGAGCUAGGAUUCCCCAGCUCAGAGUCAACCCAGAGAAAGAGGAAGAGAGGAGAAAGUGGAGGGCGAGUGGACAGUGAGGAGGAUGGUGACAAGAAGAAAAAGAAGAAAGAGAGCCAACGACCAAACUACUUUGUCUCCAUCCCCAUUACUAACACAGAUAUAAGCUCAGCCGUGGCUGAGGUCCAAGAGGUGGUGCUUCAGCAGGAGCCCCAAUUGGCCAAAGCCAUGAUCCCCAUCCCAACUCUCCACAUCACGCUGUUAGUCACUCAUCUCGCCAAUCAGGAGCAAAUAGACCUAGCGGCAACCAUGCUGACCCAGGUCGAGCCGUUAUUGGCUGAGCUGCUGGGUGGGCGGAAUCUGGUGCUGCCCUUCUCAGGCAUCGGUCAUUUCAGGAAGGAGGUGGUGUUUGUUGGGCUGGCCCCCGGACAACACAGACACACACUGGAUAACCUGGCAGAGUUGUUGCGAAGUCGUUUUGAGGAGCAGGGUCUUCUGCAAGGAGACAAUCGUGGGUUUGAACCCCACCUCACCAUUAUGAAGUUGUCCAGAGCAUCAAAACUACGAUCCCAGGGUAUAAAGCGUGUGGACCCAGCCCUUUACUCCAACUAUACUAACAAGUUUUUUGGAGACCAGACGGUGGAGCGGGUUGAUCUUUGUUCCAUGUUAAAAAAGAAGCAACAAGACGGAUAUUACCACACUGAGACUUCACUACAACUUGACUUGGUUCAGAAUCCACUCCGUUCCAAACGUUCAAGUGGGCGUCGCCGGUCUGAGCCUGACGAGGCAGAGCUACUGAGGGUCAGCAAGAGACUGGUUGAGGAUGCUGUCAAUCGCGCCUUGCAACAAUACAAACAGGAGACACUUCAAAAUGGGGGCGGGCCUAAGGCCACGGCCAUGCAGCUCCCUGGAAACACUGAGGAAACUGCCACAAAGACAGACACUACAGCUAACUCCACCACAGACUACAGGAAGUGACAUCAUCGAACUGAGGUACAGAGACUGAAAAAUCAGCCGCCCAUCAAACAUCAGCCAGGCCUGGCUAAUCAGGAGAAGAGUCAGGCAGCUCUGGGCAGAAAGCCUGAACCAGCCAACCAGUCAGUCCAGUUUGCUGACUGCCAACCACAACGGCUAGCCAGUCAUGCUAGCUACCCGCCCCACCCGACCUAGCUUGACACAGUGCAAGUUAUAUAUAUAAUGUAGCUUAAGAUCAGUGCUACCAGGUGACCGUCCCAACAGGCCAACUAGCUAAGCCUGUUAGUUAGCUCACUAACUCUGGAGUCCUUCAUCUAACAGAGCGGAUACGACCCCCAGAUCCUCACUCGACCGGGGGUCUGUGUUCGUACAUCAAACCCAGAAAACAUAUGUGACGCACUCGUCUAGAGAGACGUGUGCACAUGUAGAGUUCACUGUGACUGGUCACUCGCAAACUGCCCUUUUUAGAAUAAGAUAAAUCCUGUUUUGUAGACAGCUUGGUUUACCAUCACCUGCAUUUAAAAAAUGACUCAAUAUGCUCUAUUCCCCUCAGUGUAAAGCACUCCUUUCUCCUUCACUACAUCGCUGCAGGUGAUGAAAAUAUUUUAUUUUUCUUUGAGCAUAUGUUUCUUUUAGAAAAUAAAAUCAGUGCUGACUUCAUAGACAAACAAUUACUCAUCUGCUCAUUCAGAAGAAGAUAUGUGAAAAGAGCUGGUUUGACAGGUUGGAUUUCUCCAAACUUAAGUGUGAAAUACAUUAUGUUGGACUUUGGUCUGUACAAGUUCUUUUGUUGUAUUUUGUUGUACAGCUACGAGGCUGGGUUCAAAGCACUUUGAAUUUAUCCACUUCAGGAAAUGGAUCUUCUUGAAACUUCCAGCAUUUCAUUUUAUGUUUCACAUAAGAUGUCUGUCUACAUACCAAACUGCCGUUCUGUCUUUAGUUGUUUAUAGAAAGUGGCCCCAGCUGUGCUUGUAAGUAUUAUAUAUUACUGUUGUCGUGCCGAGGCUGCACUGAGACAAUCAUUGAGUUAAGAUAAAUCCAGCUCUAAACUCUGAAUUCAUUUUUCAAAACAGAAACUAAGCAACACCAGCUUUUGAAAACCCAAUCUGGACUCUUCUGUUGAGUCCAUAAACACUCUGGGAAACACCGCACACACACACGGUGCAUAAAUCUAGCAUCCCUCUAUCACAUUAAUUUCUCUCUACUAAUAACACUAAUUUUACAAAAGAUGUCAGAUGAAUUGGAGACACUAAAUCGGGGAUGCUAAAAAAUAAUAUACCACUACGACAACACACUACGAGCUGCCAAGAAAGCAUUUUUACUCCAUUAAUGACCUGGCUGCUUGUUUCAUUGAAAACUAUUAAAUUUAUAUGUGACAGGUGGUUAUUACUAUUAAACACAGGCAUUCAUUUCAUAGCUCAGUUUCCUGUCUGAUCAUUUAUAAUUACUUUUGGUUCAUACUAUAUUGUUAUUUUUUUCAGUGAAAUUAACCUGAAGCAAGAACAUACAGAUGGUUUAUUAUCUGUUAGUCUUUUAAAGUCUGUAACACAGACUGAAGCCUGGCUGUUUGAGGCUCAGUGUUUACUGGGGAUGUUUGUGCUGAUCUGAGGAGCUUUUAUCCCCUUGUACUUCACAUGUAAGAGCAGUUACAGCCGAGCUAGUUAUUCAGAUGGUGAUGCUGAUGUCAAGGAGGUUAACUCAGACAAUUGCUUCUGUCAGCUGAAAAUUUCAGUGUCUUCCAUCCAUAUAUAUAUAUAUAUAUUUAUAUUUUUUUUUUCCUGUUAAACGUGACAAUGAAAUUGGCCUUUUCAUGUGCUGCAUUUGACCUCACAGCUCAUGUAAUCCAUUCAGAAAUUAAGGCAGAUUGUCCCUUAAUUAAGGGAAGUUUUUAAAAAAGUUCUUGAGAGAUGAGGUUUUCAACUGACAGCAAGAUGAUGAUGAUACAGCUAUAAUAAAGGUGAUUGGUUUACUCUGACAUUAAAUAUUUUAUUUUUUAGCUAUUUUUAUUUAUUUGCUUUGCUGUUGCAGCAGAAGAGCUGGCUUCCCUGAAUGAAUAUAAGAAUGAAUUUCAUGUGGAAAAAAAAUGAAGAUAUUUUAUUUUGAACUGAGAAAAAGAGCACUCAGUUUGUAUUUGAAGGUGAAAAAAGCACAAAACUUCAAUUAUUUUUUUGUUUUUGUUUUUAAUUGUUUUCAGAGAGCAGGUAAAUGUAUACAUGCUGUUAAAUCAAACCACCUCUGUUCAAAGUGGCCUUUAGUCACUAAAACAAAUUGAUGUGAUUUUUGUUUAACUGUAAGUGCUUAAGGUGACAAUGCGUAGGUAACAUUUUUAGCCAACGUGAAUGACUAGAUGAUGAUGGGUCAUUUUGCUGUGAGAUUUGCCAAAGUCUCUUAAAUGUUAACCUGUGGCUAAAGAGUUGGAUUCUUGAGUUAAAUGUAAAAAAAAAAAAAAAAAAAAA